AACGCUGCGUUUGGUUGUCAAAACAAAACGAAUCGCAGUCUGCCGCGACGGGGAAAAUUGCUAGUUUUCUACAAAAGAAAAGUUUUUCCAGCUGCUUGUACCGAUUGUUUCCAUAAAAAUCUGAUAUCCGUGAUAAUCAAGCAAAAAGGGUUGCAGGAUUUGAAGCGCAUACAUUGUACUUUCGUUGAAUAAAAGAAGAAAAUGUCGCAAGAAGUGGAGGAAACUCUAAAGCGCAUCCAAUCGCACAAAGGCGUCGUAGGAACGAUUGUGGUCAACAAUGAAGGAAUUCCAGUGAAAAGUACCCUCGACAACACGUCCACCGUGCAGUACGCUGGGUUGAUGAGCCAGCUGUCCGACAAGGCCCGGUCGGUGGUCCGUGAUCUGGAUCCGUCGAACGAUCUCUCUUUUCUACGGGUGCGGUCCAAAAAGCACGAAAUCAUGGUCGCUCCCGAUAAGGACUUUCUGCUGAUCGUCAUCCAAAAUCCGACGGACUGAGGUACUCGUGCGUGCGCGGUGGUGAUGCUGCUACUGCGAGGCAGCUGGCUUGUGUGGCGUAUAUUUUUCCUUUUUUUGUUCUAUUUUAUCGUGCGUGUUGGCAACAACGCUUCAAAUGGAUUGUCUGAGUGUAUGUGCGUCCUGGUCCGGGGACGAUUUAAUUUAAAUGUAGCAAAAGAUGCAUAAUACAGACUCAAUGAAUUGAUAUGUAA
This is a messenger RNA of Anopheles merus, 707 nucleotides long. RefSeq names its product dynein light chain roadblock-type 2 (gene robl). The transcript is spliced from 3 exons. Lineage: Eukaryota; Metazoa; Arthropoda; Insecta; Diptera; Culicidae. Gene Ontology annotation, cellular component: cytoplasmic dynein complex; centrosome; cytoplasm. Gene Ontology annotation, biological process: microtubule-based movement. Gene Ontology annotation, molecular function: dynein intermediate chain binding. The record is from RefSeq and is a predicted model, not a curated record. Bases 202 to 495 code for a protein of 97 amino acids.